Molecule: messenger RNA, 2661 nt
Organism: Suillus clintonianus
Lineage: Eukaryota; Fungi; Basidiomycota; Agaricomycetes; Boletales; Suillaceae
Exons: 11
Coding region: 1-2661 (886 amino acids)
Source: RefSeq, a predicted model, not a curated record
AUGAUCCGGCUCGAUGGUCGGGGGAUGCUGGCAAUAUGUAGCUGUGAUGAUUCACAAAUGUACUGUCACGGCUGCACUGUCACUAACCAUUUGUGCUUGCCCACCCAUCGCAUCGACGAGUGGACUGGUGUGUGUUUCCAGAGGACGUCACUCAAGAAGCUAGGCCUUCGUAUUCAACUCGGACAUCCUAUUGGCCAGCGCUGUAUCCUUCCCCAUAAAGCCUUCAAUGAUGACUUCGUUAUCAUGGAUACGGACGGUAUACACCAGGUUGGACUCGACUUUUGUGGUUGCGAGACUGCGCAAACACAUACGAAGCAACUACUCCGAAAUCGAUGGUUCCCGUCCACCUCAACUGACCCCAGGACCGCAGCGACCUUUCGAGUACUACGACAGUAUCAUAUCCUUUCAUUUGAGUCGAAGGCAUCUGCGUACGAGUUCUAUCAUACACUCGUUCGCUUGACAGAUAAUACGGGCUUGUCAAAUCGUAAGGACCGCUAUGAAGCAUUUAUGAGAAUGGUGCGCGAAUGGCGCCACCUGAAGAUGGUGAAGCGCUUUGGUCGUGGUCAACCCAGCCGGUCAUGCCCACAGCCGGGCAAGAAUCUGCCUGACGGUUGGCAAGAUGCUAACGUGUUAAGGUGGCUAUAUGCAAUUUUUGUUGCAAUAGACGCGAAUUUUCGAUUGAAGAGACGCGAUGUUUCGAAUGAAGAUGUAGACCCCAGCCUUUCAAAAGGCUGGGCGUAUUUCGUGGAAGAAAAAGGAUACAAGACCUUCCUGGCCCAACACCUCGGAGAUGAGCAGGAGCCCAUGCUUAUUCACACCACCCUGCAGAAAAGCUCAUGUUCAAAUCACAAUGCCGUCAACAUGGCUGAUACGAAGCUGUCACAAGGGCUCGCAGCUACAGGUGUGGGCACGAUCGAUUGCGCCCGUCAUAACAUGAAACGACCAAACGGAGUCGGAGAUUUACAGAAAGGUGAAAAAUACCUCAACAUGGACUAUCUUACACAACUCCAAAUGUUAAAUGUUUCGUACGACAUCGCGUGCCAAUGGCACAAGAACCUCUGGGCGCGGAUGAAAUCAUUUCCUCAAUCCCACAGUUUGGACUACCUCACAAAGGUGAUUCGAUUUUUCGUGCCAAAGUUUCAUCUCCCCGCACAUAUCGCAAAGUGUCAAACACUUUUCUCGUUCAACUUUACGCGUUUCGUCGGCCGCACAGAUGGUGAGGCCCCAGAGAGAGGGUGGUCAAAUAUUAACCCCGUGGCCUCGAGUACGAAGGCUAUGGGCCCUGGCUGCCGUUGUGACACCCUGGACGACCAUUUUGGGGAUUGGAACUGGAAGAAAACAGUUGGGUUGGGCGCCUCUCUCCUCCUCAAGAUCAAGGACACCCUUGCUGAGAGGGCCGAACACAAAAUGGCAUUCGAAGAAUUCGACACCGCUAUCACUCCCGACCACCGUUCUGCGUGGUUGGCAGAAAUGGAGGUUUGGGAGGUCAAUCCCAAUGACACAACUGUUUUUAAUCCGCUCGAGGCUAAAGCUACAUCCAUCACGCAAGCAAGUGCACGGCUUAAGCUUGCUGAGUUGGAGGCCGAGGAACUUCGGCGGGGCAUCGACACGUCUUUACAUCCGGAAAUAUCACGUAGUGUGCUCAUCGCCGCUGGCAUCGACCUCGAAGAGGAGCAGCGUCGUUUGACCAUUGCUGUGGAAUCCUUAGGUAUCCAUGCUACUGAUACACAAAAAAGCAGCAUCGUGCGAAUGCGGAACUCGCUACGGCGCAACAUCGACACGUGGAGACGCGCCCAAGUCCUCUACCUCCCCGCUGUCCAAAGCAUUAUCAAUCAUGCAGUGCGUGAAGUUCAAGAGAAUGCCGAAUGCAUGAAGCUUUGGCUACCUUCCCAGCUGAGAGACAAACCAUGUGAUCCAUGCCUGCAAAAUGAUGAGUGGGAGUUGCGCUACGCUCAAGCUCACGACACACUCGAAGAGAUCCGUCAGUGCUUGCGGAUUCAUUGCUCUCUGCUGUCAUUCAAACGAGAAUGGAUCCGGGGUCAAGGCGCAAACACGCGAGCUCAGAAUGCUCUCGCUCGGGUCCAUGGAAGGCGCACUGCGUGCGUGAAGCGAUACCGGUCGACAUGGGUGGCGCUCAAGGCCCUAGCUACAGCAAUGGGGAAGAAAGACUGGCAGGGGAGGUUGCAGGAGCUGGCGGAUAAUGACAUCAAGCCCCUCGUGGAUCCGUUCGCUACUGGUGAAGGGAGACGUCAAGUAUCUUGGAUCUGGAUGAUGGAUGGCGUUGAUUGCAGUGACGAAGGUGAUAAUGAUGGUGUCCGCAUCGAGUGGUGUAAAAGCCGUGCGAGGGCACUGCGCUGGUCAGAAGAGGUGGAGUUGUUGAGGGAAGAGAUGCGCAGAGUGCUUCAGUUUUUUGCCUGGCAGGCAGCGUGGUGGGAAGAUCAAGGAAAGCGGCGUGUUGGAGAGUGUGCCACGCACGCUGAAGGGUUGUAUGCAUAUGCUGUCCGACAGGCUAACCUCCGUCGCAGGAUGGCAGACGAUUUUCGCAUACUGUGGUCACCUUAUCUUUCACUGCAUGCCCUCCCACAAGCCCUCCCCAUCAACCCGCCAUCUCAGCUGUCUGAACUGUCGUUACCUGACCUCACCAUACCCGAUAUUCCCUAG